AAGCAGCCGCUCCAGCCGGAAGAAGCUCGGCGAGGAUCUGGUUGGUCUCCACUCAUCUCUUUUAAUCUUGAAGACUUCAAAAUAUACCUGGAUCUACCAUUUUUUUUGAAAACUCCAAUACCAAGCAAUCAAUGACCCACCGUGCUCUUGUUAUAAUAUAGAAGCUUUUCAGUUCUUCAAUUCUAAACAAGAUUUUCUCCCAUUUUCCCAUGAAGCCACAUUGUUGUCUAUUCACUUUAGUGGUGAGUGUUACUGUGCCAGCUGCUUUUGCUUUGGAAGAUGUAGGCUUCAACCAAAUGACCCCACUGGGAGCAAAUCAUAGUUCUUCCAAUGCAUCAUUUCUCCCAAGUUUUGAACUCUCAGCAGAUUCCCACUCAGGUGAUGAUGUCAUCAUAGCCAGAGAGGGAACUAGUGUUUCAAUCGAGUGUCUUCUCACAGUCGACCACUAUGAAGGCGUCUAUUGGUACAACUCAAAAGGACAGCAGCUGGAUAACAGAGGCAGAGGUGGAAAAUGGUUGGUUUCUGAUAACUUCCUGAAUAUCACCAACGUAGCCUUUGCUGACCGUGGGCUCUAUACAUGUUGUGUCACCUCUCCGAUCCGUACCUCCUACUCGGUCACCUUGCGUGUUAUCUUCACCUCGGGAGACAUGAGUGUCUACUACAUGGUUGUUUGCCUGAUUGCCUUUACAAUCACUCUCAUCUUGAAUGUCACACGGCUGUGCAUGAUGAGCAGCCAUCUUCGUAAAACUGAGAAAGCCAUCAAUGAAUUCUUCCGAACUGAAGGGGCAGAGAAACUGCAGAAGGCCUUUGAGAUCGCAAAACGCAUCCCCAUCAUCACCUCAGCCAAGACUCUGGAGCUCGCCAAAGUCACACAGUUUAAAACCAUGGAGUUUGCUCGUUAUAUUGAAGAACUGGCAAGAAGCGUCCCUCUGCCACCCCUUAUUCUAAACUGUCGGGCCUUUGUAGAGGAGAUGUUUGAGGCUGUGCGAGUGGAUGACCCUGAUGACAUGGGAGAAAGAAUUAAAGAGAGACCUGCCUUGAAUGCUCAAGAUGGCAUCUUUGUCAUUAACCCAGAGAUGGGCCGGAGUAAUUCACCAGGAGGAGAUUCGGAUGAUGGUUCCCUGAGUGAACAAGGCCAGGAGAUAGCAGUUCAGGUUUCUGUCCACCUUCAGUCAGAGACCAAAAGUAUUGACACAGAUUCUCAAGACAGCAGUCAUUUCAGCCAGCCUGAUGAUACAGGAUCUGCUGAAUUGAACUCUAACUACAAAGAUGGGGCAUAUGAAAGCUGCCAGCUGUGAGCUACCCCAGUACCUACAAAAAUGGCUCUCAGAAAAGGAACCUGUUUCCUGCAGGAAAUAACAUUUUUACCAAAAGAUAAGUAGGACUUUCCCCUUGCUAAUAUUAAGCACAUCAGAACAUGAAUUAUUACCAAAAUCUUUCUAAAAAUUCAGUGUUUUCCCUAUCUGAUCUUUCUCAGUCAUUUACCGUGAGCUUGAUUAGAUGACACAUGUUGAGAUUUAAAGGGGCCUGAGACAUCAGCAUAAUGGGGAAAGUACCACACCCAGAAUCACAUGGCUUCUCUUCUGGUCAUGGUUCUUCCAUUGUUAGGGCUGACACUUAUCUUUAGGCCUCAGUUUUCCCACUAACAAGAUGAGGUAUUUGCACUGUAUGAUUCCUAAAGUCAUUUCUGGCCCUCUAACUUCUUACCUACCACCUUUAAACCAAAAGAAUCUUCAUCCCAUUUCUGAAUAAACCCUUCCCUAGACUUUGAGUCCCUUUUUAUGGAAAGGACCAAGCUGAAACUUCUUUCUGUGAUUUAGAUUCCCACACCAAUGCUAGGCAUAGAGGUGUGGGUGUUUUUCGGAUGUCUUGCUGGUGGAGCAUACAGUUGUAUAUGCUAGGUUGAAUGUCUCCAGUGUAGCCCAUGUCUGUAUUGUUAUACAGAUAUCAGGGAGCUAACUGCUCAUUAGUAAGCUACUUUCCAUGAGUAAAUUGGAACUUGUGGGGGUGUAUCAUGUCUUUUUAACUUACUGAGGCAUCAUUUAGCUCGUUGAGCAGGCAGUGAUUUCCCACCUGUUCUCCAAAAGUGAACAGUUCGUUCCUAAAGAAUAAUGUCUUCAUUGUUUUUAGAAUAAGAAACAAUGUCAAAUCAUCUGUGUCUGGUAAAUUAAUGGAUUUUGACGUUUCUGUUCAUAGAAUUUCUCAGGCCUUCCCUUUUUAAAAGUACUGGACUCUAUGAGACGGUUCUGUGUUUGGGAUCCCAUUCCAGGAGAAAACCCACAGCUGAAUUCCUCUUUAGACCUCUGUCAACACUCUUGCCUUCCGUGGUCUUAAAUACGGUGCUAAAGGUUGCAUGCCUCCUUAUCUUGUUCGUCUUGUUUAUAUUUUAUUGUUGAGCUUUUUAUUUUUGUGUACUUCAGGUGUAGAAUUUUGAGCUAGGGCUGCUUUUGUGGCCUUUCCGAGAAGCACUAACCUGAAAUAAGAUUAGAUAAUGGUGUGUGGUGUGUGUUACUAUAUUAAAUAUAUAGAUACUAAUACAGAUGGAUAUAUAUACACACACAUACAGGUGAUCUAGACAUACAGAGGGAGAAAAAUUAUGAGGGAUGCCACCUGAUUCAACUGUGUAUAAUAAACACUUAGGACAGUAUUUCUUGCCUGGCUGAGAUCUGAUAUAAUGGAAUUGUACAUACUCUUCAGAAUAAUUUCUUCAGCUACAGUAAGCUUGGUGUCAUAUAAUUUUAAGAACUUGUCAGUGGAACUCCAUGUGCUUCACGUUUCUUCAUUUGGCUUCUGAUUACUGAAGCAUUACUUGAACAGAGGUUCCUGAGGGAGAUGUUCGGGGGAGGUUUUUAUCAGGAUUUUAAUUCAAGGUUUCAAAUGGAGGAAGGCAGGAAAUUUGAAGUGUGACCAGAUAGAACUCCUUUCUCCUUUGUGAAGGCUUAUCAGAAGUAAUACAUCUGCUCUGGAUAGCAUGAAUGAAUCGAUGUGCAGUUUUAUCAGAUGGUAUUACAGAUAAUGAUAAUGCUGCUUUUUCUGUCUCAGGCUGUUUCCAUGGAAACCUCCAGAGCCAAACAAAAGCUACCCGUCAUUUAGCCAAAGCUUGUCUUGGCUCAUAGACCUGUAUUUCUUUAAAGAACACUGUUUUCAUACAUUUGGGUAUGAGAGCAAGGGCUCUUGAACAUGCCCUAGAUUAUAGAACACUUUUUCCCUUCCCAGAAUGUUUCUCUUGAAAAUGUAAAAAAUUUUAAAAUCCCUUGUCUGAGGUCUGUCCCCUGAAUGCCCCUCAGAUCUUUAGAUAGCACCUUGCAACCUGUCCCAAUAUAGCAGGUUUGGGGUCAUUUUUAGAAUGUAGCUUGUCACAUUAAAGAGAAUGGAUUUACCCCACAUGUUCUCAUAACAGACAUGGGCGUUUGGGACCUUAAUGUAGACAUAUUUAAUGAUCAAAAUCCUGAGAAACAGGGCUUUGGAAAAAUACAAGAAAUAUUGGGAAAAAAAUAAGUUUGCACAAUACUAUAUAACAAUUAAGUAUAGGCUACUCCAGUGUAUCCUAGAUAAAUCACUUUAGAAUGUAAUGGUGACUUAAUUUGGUGGCCAAAGUAACUGGAUUACUUUGAGUAUUCCAGGUUAAGGUGCCACUGAUAAGGAAUUAAAGUAGGUCAAAAUUUAAGUGGAGCUGGUAUUACUUUCUAAAUCUAGUUGUUCAGAGGAAGAAAACCACACUCACUAACAUUUUCUGUAGCUAAUCAAAUACUCUUCGUAUAUAAUUAAUACUCAUGUUAUCUUUUUGUAAAAUCCUUAACCUUUUGAACUUAAACUCCAGUCUAACAGUCUUUUGACGAUAGUGGUAGUGUAAUUAUCCUUCUGUCUUGCUAGAUUUUAUGGUUAGUGAAAAUGCCUUUACUCAACAAACUGUAUUUGAAAUAGUUGUCAUCUCAUUUACAAAUUUUGUCUUGUAUUGUGAUUUAAUGAACCUUACUGUCCUUAUGAAAUGAAAUGGUGGCUUUGUGAAAUAAAUUUACCAAAAAUAGACAUGUGAACAUUUUUAGAGAUUCCUUACCAGCUGAAAUCAGACAGACAGGCAUCUUAUGAGCUGAUAAUGCAACUAGUUUAUAGGCAGUUUGAUAAGCCUGUCCUCAGAGUCACAUCUGUUCUGAUAGUUUAGUUCUUGAGUCUGGCCCAGUGAGCGUUUAUAUUUCCUACCAACUACCUUGAUAUAAAUAUCUUGGGAGUCGCUGACCUGGAAUGGUUGUGAGAAGGCUCCUGGCUUCUUCACCUCACUUACCAUGUAUUUUAAAGUCAAAAUACCCAGCUUCCCUUUUGUCCUCCAGCCACAGUGAACCCCUUGGCACAGUCCUCUCCACGCCCUGCAUGUAGUUACACCCUAAAUCAGACUUUGUAUUCUGUGUCACAGAGCAGCAUGGGAGCGUGAAUGCUCAUUUUCCAGGGCCCGGCCAGUCAUGGAUGCUAGCCUUGCCUCCGCACACUAGCUACGGUAGCACAAGUAUAUCAGAUUUCCUGAAUCACCAUUAAGAGAACACAGUCUUUUGUCACCUAGGCCAGCAAUGUUAAAAGUGCUAAGCCUUAUGCAUAAACUCCUAGGUUCUCAACACAUUUCAUAAAAGUAAGUGAGUUGUUUAAUAUGGUUCAGAUGAUGUUUAAAUGGUUACCAUAUUAAUGAAUACUUACAUUAUAAUUUUGUCCUUUUUUAAAAAAAAGUUGUACUUGAAUGUAAUGUAUUAAAUGUUCAA
Messenger RNA from Eubalaena glacialis (North Atlantic right whale), 4748 nucleotides. It is a transcript of the gene MFAP3, whose product is annotated as microfibril associated protein 3. Gene Ontology annotation, molecular function: MHC class II protein binding; protein tyrosine kinase binding. NCBI's taxonomy places the organism in Eukaryota, Metazoa, Chordata, Mammalia, Artiodactyla, Balaenidae. Gene Ontology annotation, biological process: T cell activation; interleukin-15-mediated signaling pathway; positive regulation of ERK1 and ERK2 cascade. The transcript has 3 exons. The record is from RefSeq and is a predicted model, not a curated record. Gene Ontology annotation, cellular component: external side of plasma membrane; membrane raft. Bases 210 to 1298 code for a protein of 362 amino acids.